GUUUACUUUGAUUGCCAUCUGUUGUGAAUAUUUUAAUCUUAUCUUUUGAUUAAACCGAACAUUUGUUGAAAACAAAGGAGUAAAUAAAGUAUAAAUUCAACUUUUCAGAUUCAGUUUUCUUUAACUUUAUUGUGCACAAAAGGACUGUUGAGGUUUGAAAGAGUAAUCGUUCAAAUUUUUCAAGCCUUCCAAGAACCUGUAUUUACAGCAUAUAUCUUAAAUCAUGAAAUUCUUCACAGUUUUAGCGCUGGUCUUUUGUUGUUUUUAUGGAGAGAUUAGUGGAAUGCCUACCUACCUUGGAAAUUGCGAUACCGAUGCCGACUGUACAAAUUCAAGCGUGUGUAUGUUACCAGGAUUCGGCAAGGCCUCCGCAAAAGCUCAAAAUAAAUGCUACUUUUGUGAAUGCAUGCUAAGGAAUCAAUGUAAGAUGGUGGACAAAAACAUGACUUGUAACUGUACGGGAUCCGGUUAUACAGGAUUAUAUUGUGAAACCCGUUUAACGCCAUGUAUCCAGUCAGAUCCGUGUGUUUUCCAAGGUGCUAGAGAAACUAACAACCUUACUGCAACCGCCACAGCUCAGAUUUUAACAUCUCCUGGGUUUCCUACGUUUUAUUGUCGUGAUAUGAUACUCUACUGGAGAAUAUAUGCCCCUGCUGACAAAAGAAUUAGAAUUACCGUUACUUACUUUGCGACUGAGUCUUUUGAUGUGUUAGCAAUAUUUGAAGGUGUGCGCAUGAAUGUUACACGGUUCUUUCCAUCUGAUGACAAUCCUAUAGUAGCCAUUUCGAGAAAUGCAGAUCCGUAUUUAGAAUGCAUUGGCUCCAUUCCUUGGUUGUCUUAUUCUGCUGCCACCGCAGAUCUUAUCAGCGAGCCGUUCGAGUCCAGUUCAAAUAUAGUAACGAUCUACUUCUCAUCGGAUGAUUUUAUUGAUCAGGGCCCCGGGUGGAGUUUGAACUACAUGUACAUUGAUUAAAAAGGAACUUCAAUUGGUUGACAAAAACUGUUCACAUUUCAGAAAAGCAUAGAUAUAAUGUCAAUAGGAAUGUAACAAUUCGACAAUAACAAGAACCAAUAAAAGAGCAUCUG
Messenger RNA from Ruditapes philippinarum (Manila clam), 1086 nucleotides. RefSeq lists its product as uncharacterized. NCBI's taxonomy places the organism in Eukaryota, Metazoa, Mollusca, Bivalvia, Venerida, Veneridae. The transcript has 8 exons. Gene Ontology annotation, molecular function: serine-type endopeptidase activity. Bases 224 to 973 code for a protein of 249 amino acids. The record is from RefSeq and is a predicted model, not a curated record.